AUGGCCAGGGCCAAGAAAGCGCGAACUCAGGGCCCGGUUGCUGGUGGCCGUCAUGGAAAGGGCCGCAAAAUGCACACCUUUCUCAAGCUAUCUACCACCACUACCAGCAAAAACAGCAGCACUAUUCCGUCAAAGCAGGUCACCAGCAACGGUAGCAAUCAAGCAGGAAAACACUCGUCGCAACAACAGCGACAACAACAACAGCGGCCGAUUAUCCCUUUUGGUAGGAAAGACCAUAUUUUGUUGAUUGGUGAAGGCGACUUUUCUUUUGCACGCUCUUUGGUCGUCCAUCAUCGUUGCAGAAAUGUCUUAGCCACCUGCUAUGACUCCAAGGAGAUACUCUGCAGCAAAUACCCCCAGGCAGAGCACACGGUUCGUGAGAUUGUUGAUGCAUUUCCCGAGCAAAAUAAACACGACGCCGAUGCCUUGAAAAACGACGGCCAGAGUGGUCAGGAAAUUCUUAGGGAGGCAAGGGCUAGGGUUAUCAGGAAUACCAUAGUGACUAACGGAAUGGAAAGGGGAGCACGAAGCGAUGUACAGAGGCGCCAUGGGCCCAAUGUUCUUUUCUCGGUUGAUGCUCGAAAGCUUGGGUUUGCUGCUGGGGGCGGGAAGGAAGUCCGUCUGGGCUUCCCUCGGCGGGAGCGCAAACUUCCCGGCUGGCUAAAGAUGAAAAAAAAGGAUUCGCUAUCCUCUACUCCGAAGGGCGGACCUUGGGACAUCAUUUGCUUUAAUUUCCCUCACGUCGGGGGGCUGUCCACAGACGUGAAUCGGCAGGUCCGCGCUAAUCAAGAGCUUCUGGUGGCCUUCUUCGAAGCCUGCGUCCCAUUGCUGUCGGCACAUUCUCAAGUGGACGAUGAAGAUGAGUGGGAAUACAGCACUGAUGAUAGAUCCGACCUAGACGAGGAUGCCCUUUUAGGAGACGCCCAGUUUCCAGCAAAGAGUGAAGUUAGGUCCGAGUCCGGGCAAAUCUUAGUGACCUUGUUCGAGGGAGAGCCUUAUACCCUCUGGAACAUCAGGGACUUGGCACGACAUGCCGGUCUGCGAGUGGUUACGAGCUUUAAAUUUCCAUGGGCCUCGUACAAAGGAUACUCACAUGCGCGGACCCUAGGAGAUGUGGAAGGGAAACACGGAGGAAGAGGUGGCUGGCGGGGUGAGGAUAGGGAGGCCCGGACGUACGUCUUUGAGGUCAAGCAGGAAGACCAUGCCGUGCGUAUGGGGAGCUCUACUACCCACAAGAAGGACAUUGGUACAAGGAGAAAGAGAUUGAAAGGUGCGUCUGAUAGCGAGGGCAGCGACUAA
This is a messenger RNA of Aspergillus tanneri, 1299 nucleotides long. Its product is annotated as 25S rRNA (uracil2634-N3)-methyltransferase. The coding region runs from base 1 to 1299 and encodes 432 amino acids. Gene Ontology annotation, biological process: rRNA base methylation. The transcript has 2 exons. NCBI's taxonomy places the organism in Eukaryota, Fungi, Ascomycota, Eurotiomycetes, Eurotiales, Aspergillaceae. Gene Ontology annotation, molecular function: rRNA (uridine-N3-)-methyltransferase activity. Gene Ontology annotation, cellular component: cytoplasm. The record is from RefSeq and is a predicted model, not a curated record.